AUGGGUGCAGCUGAAGCAACUAAACUUGAUGAUCAAUACAAUGAUAUGGAACGGAAAGUGGAUCUGACUUAUGAAUUAAUAAGCGCGUUGAUCGCUGGAACUCAUGAACUACUACAGCCUAAUCCAGCGACUCGAGCGAAAAUGGCUACAAUGGGAGCUCUGUCUAGGGUACGCGGGACAUCUAAGGCUCAGCCAUAUCCACAAACUGAAGGUCUUCUAGCAGAUACAAUGCAAAAGUAUGGAACAUCUCUAGGAACAGAUUCUGAUCUUGGCAAAGCUUUAAUUGAUGCUUCCGAAGCUUAUCGUCAACUGGCUGAUAUUAAAUACCAAAUGGAAGAUAAUGUAAAACAUAAUUUCUUAGAUCCUCUGGCACACCUUCAACAAACGGAAAUAAAAGAAGUUAAUCAUCACCGAACGAAAUUAAAAGGACGACGUCUUGAUUAUGAUUGUAAAAAACGAAAGCAAACAAGAGAUGAAGAGUUAAUUCAAGCUGAAGACAAGUUGGAAGAAUCAAAACAGUUGUCGGAGCAAGCCAUGUAUAAUCUGUUGAGUAAUGAUAUUGAACAAGUGACGCAGCUUUGUGCUUUGAUUGAUGCACAGCUAGAUUUUCAUCGGCAAACCACUCAAGUAUUGGAACGUUUAAAGACGCAGCUGAUGGAACGUGUUGCGGAAGCAAGUACCAGACCCCGAGUGCAACAUGUGAUCAAGCCUGUUCUACCAGAUAGAGUACCCAGUAUUCGAUCAUCGGUGCAUAUUGAAAAUUCGACGUCAAUUAAUAAUGCCAACUUUCAACCGUCUGCGUCUUCCAUGUAUCCACAAAAGUUACAAACCGAAGAUGGUGACUGGGGUUCAAAUGCAUUGAAAUCUCUCAACUCAAAUACUAAUCUUACUGGUCCUGAUGGACCACCUCCUUCUGCACCACCUGCUCGCAAAGCAUCAUGUCGAGCUUUAUAUGAUUUUGAAGCACAGAAUGAGGGUGAAUUGGAAUUCAAGGAGGGUGAUGUUAUCGAGUUGAUCUCACAAAUUGAUGAAAAUUGGUAUGAGGGUUCACUAUCAGGCAGAACUGGUUAUUUCCCGAUCUCUUACGUCCAAGUACUUGUGCCAUUAUAA
Messenger RNA from Thelazia callipaeda (thelaziosis nematode), 1110 nucleotides. The record is from the annotation of a GenBank genome assembly. NCBI's taxonomy places the organism in Eukaryota, Metazoa, Nematoda, Chromadorea, Rhabditida, Thelaziidae.